Molecule: messenger RNA, 1114 nt
Organism: Camelina sativa (false flax)
Lineage: Eukaryota; Viridiplantae; Streptophyta; Magnoliopsida; Brassicales; Brassicaceae
Source: RefSeq, a predicted model, not a curated record
AUGGCUGAAAAGGUAUCACGAAGUUGUAACCUAAGCCAAAGCUGUGCACUGACUUUUAGAGCCAUCACUCUUACAUAUCUUAGAGUUUGUACUCAAGUCAACAAAGGAGAACAUCCAUCUUCACUGCAGGCAUUGUUUGGGAUUCAACAGAGGAUACAGACAUCAAAGCAGAUACUCGACUUUGGGUUUGGCUACAACCUACAAGAGCCUACUACAGCUAGGUUUGCUUUGCUAAGCACUGGUUCUGUCCGGGCAAAAAAUUCCAUAAACACCUUGUUUACAAGUAUCAUUGAUGCUGCCUCAGGUGCCAUCGCAUACUAUCUGUUUGGGUUUGCUUUUGCCUUUGGUACACCAUCUCGUCCCUACUACGGCCAAUGGAGUGCGAUAGGGCGAACUGCUGUCACCACGACACUAGCUGGAAGCUCGGCGGCAUUAAUCACCUUGUUUUGUAAGCGUCUUCUUGUUGGUCACUGGAAUAUUUUCCAUGUUUGUAGCGGGUUACUCAGUGGCCUUGUUGCCAUAACAUCGGGUUGCGCAAUCGUAGAACCUUGGGCCGCAAUCCUUUGUGGUUUUGUGGCGUCUUUAACUCUGAUCGGGCUAGAGGAGCUGGCUAAAAAACAUAGAUACGAUGAUCCACUGUUGGCUGCACAGCUACACGGCGGCUGCGGUGGUUGGGGAUUAAUCUUUACAGGACUGUUCGCCAAUGAAAAGUAUGUUAACGAAGUGUAUCCUCUAGAAGGUGGUAGGCCGUAUGGCCUCUUUUUGGGAGGUGGAUCAAAGCUACUUGUAGCACAGAUCAUUGGGAUACUUGCGAUCGUCGGUUGGGUGACCUUAACGAUGGGACCAUUGUUUUAUUGGUUACAUAAGACCAAUCUUCUGAGAAUUUCCGAGGAGGAAGAGGUGGAGGGAAUUGAUAAAACAUGUCACGGUGGGGUCGCAUACAAACUGGAAAUGGACUAGACGAUGGAGUCCGUAGCCGGUGCUUGAUUUUUAUCUACUUACUAAGAUUAUAUUCCGUAAACAAAAUAUCUAUAGUGCGAAUUAUGUUCCACUACGAUGGAAGAACAUAUUGUAUUAGUAAAAAAAAUGACAAUGAAAAUAUCUUAUACUAGUA